This is a messenger RNA of Triticum aestivum (bread wheat), 1954 nucleotides long. RefSeq lists its product as uncharacterized. Gene Ontology annotation, molecular function: ubiquitin protein ligase activity. Bases 255 to 896 code for a protein of 213 amino acids. The record is from RefSeq and is a predicted model, not a curated record. NCBI's taxonomy places the organism in Eukaryota, Viridiplantae, Streptophyta, Magnoliopsida, Poales, Poaceae. Gene Ontology annotation, biological process: ubiquitin-dependent protein catabolic process. The transcript is spliced from 3 exons.
CGUUGCAAAUAAAGCCACCCCCCACCACACACACACCACCACCGCUCUGUCCCCCGCGCCGAUCGAUCACCAUACGAGGAGGAGAGGCCCAUGGAGGCGCACCCAACCGCCCCGCUUCCUCAAAUGGCCGGCGCCGCCGCGGCUAGAUCCUGCGCCCAUAUGACCAGUGCUCGCGGUUAGGUGUGCGCGCGCGUGCUCGGAGCAGGCUCACUUACGUGCACAGUCGUUGGCGUCUUUACGAACGUUCGGUCAUCAUGGCCGGCAUGCUCCCUGGAGUGGAGUGCGCGCGGCGGCGGCGGAUGUGGCAGGGCGGGGGCGCGGGGGCCGACCAGGCGGCCGCGGGCACGAGGCGGCUCUCGUUCUGCCUCUACGCUGCCGGGCACGGCGCCGCGCACGCCGUCGGCACCGGCAAUUCCGGCAACAAGCAGAGGAGCGGCGCCAUGGACGGGUGGGCGCUGGACAGCAAUGCCCGGGAGGCAAAGGAGAGGCUGGACCAGAAGCUCAAGAGCAAGGGCAGCGGCCCCGACACCGUCAUCAAGAGGCAUCACAGUACGGGGAGCAUAAAGCUGAGCAGAGCAAACGGAAGCGGCGGUGGUGGCGGAGGGGGCUCGUCGGCGACGGUGGCGACGGGCGUGCAGCGGGAGGUGUACUCGAAGAAGGGCGUGAUGAGGCGGCUGAUGAGGUGGAGCCGGCUGCGGUGGGAGGCCGCGGAGCAGGCGGAGUGCGCCGUGUGCCUGGACGAGUUCGCCGCGGGCGACGUCCUGGCGCACCUGCCGUGCGGCCACCGCUUCCACUGGGGCUGCGCGCUGCCCUGGCUCGAGGGCGCCGCCUCGCACUCCUGCCCGUUCUGCCGCGCCGCGGUCGACGCCGGCGCCGGCGCGCACGCCGCCUCCUAGCGACGCCCCGCCGGGCCAUCAGUUCGAUGGCCGCGCGUCGCACGAUGCCGUGACCGACCGGCCCGCGCGCACGGGAUGCAUGCGCUGCCACGGCGAAGAACCACUUGUAUUGUAGGAUGCAUCGCCGGAUCGAUGGCAGACACUUGGGAAUGCGUACGGAGAGAAGACGGCCGUGAAAGAAAUCCUCUGUCGCCGAGUUGCAUGGUUUUGGGCGCAUCCACUUACGCCAUUCCGGCGAGCGGCGGGGUGAUGAGGUUGUGUUUGGCGGCGGGUUGUCGGUUGGCAAUGUCCGUUGUGUUACACCAUCCGGUCAAGAGGGAAAAUUGUAGAUUAAGAGCUUAGUUAUAGCAAGGGUGGGAGUUCGUGCUAUUGUGGGCAUCGGUUACUCGUAUGCAACGUCGCUAGGAGAAGAUGAUGCUUUCGCCAGGUGCAUCAGCAUCAGCUGUUGAAGCCGAAGAAGGCGUGGCUGCCACUGAAGCUGACGAAACUGAAGAAGGCGUGGUUGUUGCUGAACCUGACGAAACUGAAGAACAGAAAGGGUGUUCUACUUCAAACGGCGACAACCAUACGUGAACGAGGGCAAGCUGUUGGGCCCCGGAGGUCAGACAGACCCCUUGCGUCGUCGCACAAGUAUGCUGGGAAAGAUUGGUUCACGUCAUAAGGUGGGAUUUACGUUCCUAAAUAUAGGACGUUUUGAUAGUUCAAACAUGAGAGUAUGCAAGCGAGUAUAAUUAAUCCCUGCUAUAGACAGAGCUCCCCGUUGAGUGUUUUUGGGCAUUGGGGUGGAUCGUGAAACUGUAGAACCCUCGAAACAAAUAGGCUCAUGUCCCGCUUUAUGUAUGAAGCAAAAAUCGCAGUACAGUACACGGAUCGUGUAACUGUAGAGGCCCGAAAGGGCAAACCACUCUCUCCCCUCUCUUUAAUUCCUCCUUUCUUGUAAUUCUGAAUCUGAGAUGUUGAGAUGAACCGAACAAGUAGAUCCCUAUGAUUCCCGUGAUGGUGUAGCACGUUUGUAACAAGGAUCGACUCCGAAAUACAGAACUUUGUGGACUUCGUCA